AUGCACCUAAGGCUGGUUUUACUAGGCAGCCUUAGUCCCAGACGUCAGAGGAUGGGUAAAGUGGACACUCCCAAAGAUAUUACUAACAUUCCAUAUGACUCAGGCUGUACUCACAGGUCAAGACUGUUUUCAGUACUGCCUCCAUCGCAUGGGCAGAUCCGUGAUAUCUUAGGGCUCAGACACUGCUCAACACACGUUGUUCCAAUGCCCGAGAUAGGACGUAAUGGGCGCCCUAUGACUGCAGUCGAUAUCCAGAUCAACUCUGUGGAUCUGUGUUUUCCCACCUUUGAAAUGAAAUGA
Messenger RNA from Macrosiphum euphorbiae (potato aphid), 300 nucleotides. Lineage: Eukaryota; Metazoa; Arthropoda; Insecta; Hemiptera; Aphididae. The record is from the annotation of a GenBank genome assembly.